Messenger RNA from Rotaria sp. Silwood1, 1008 nucleotides. The record is from the annotation of a GenBank genome assembly. NCBI's taxonomy places the organism in Eukaryota, Metazoa, Rotifera, Eurotatoria, Philodinida, Philodinidae.
AUGUCGACUCUCUUGCUUUUCUUCUGUAUUGUCAUUCUCCAAGUGAGCACAAGCAAUCGUGUUCUUGCAGAUGACGAUGCUAUUGAAUCGAGGCGUUUCGGAUUAUUCGGUGGUUUUCGUCCUCCUCCUAUAAUAAUACGGCCUCCACCACCACCACCGCCACCGCCACAACCAGUUCCACGUCCGCCACCGCCACCACCACAACCAGUUCCACGUCCGCCACCACCACAACCAGUUGCACGCCCGCCACCACCCCAACCAGUUCCACGUCCGUCGCCACCAGUGCCAGUCCCACGUCCGCCGCCAUCACCAUCUUCGAAACCUAACCCACCCACUCCGUCUAUUUACGGACCCACACAACCAUCACGAGUGUCACCAAUGAGAUCGCCUGCUACUGUGCCAACACCUAUUCGUCCUCCUACACCAAGUCCAUCGCAAUCUUUGACUACAAAGCAGCGCGAACCCACUGAUACCCCGGAUGAACCUGAAUUGCCCGACUUUCCUGAUCUACCAGAUAUCGGAGGCAACGGUGGCAAUGGUGGCAAUGGCGGCAAUGGGGAUAACGGUGGCAAUGGGGAUAACGGUGGCAAUGGGGACAACGGCAGCAAUGAUCUGACUACCACGACAGCAGGCUCAACGACAACAAUUAUCGCGGCAGCAGACUCGACGAUUACAGCGUCAACGACAGCAGACUCGACGACUACAGCGUCAAUGACAGCAGACUCGACGACAACAGAGUCAACGGCAGCAGACUCAACGACACCAGAGUCAACGGCAGCAGACUCGACGACUACAGCGUCAAUAACAGCAGACUCGACGACCACAGAGUCAACGGCAGCAGACUCGACGACUAUAGCGUCAACGAUAGCAGACUCAACGCCAAUAGAGUCAACAGCGGUAGACUCAACAACGACAAUUGCCACGACAGCAGACUCAACGGUAGCAUUGAACAGUGGCCGGCGACGUCGUCAUUCGAUGCUUAAUUCAAUAGUAAGCACUGUUUGUUAA